Molecule: messenger RNA, 605 nt
Organism: Platichthys flesus (European flounder)
Lineage: Eukaryota; Metazoa; Chordata; Actinopteri; Pleuronectiformes; Pleuronectidae
Product: prostate stem cell antigen-like
Exons: 3
Coding region: 1-393 (130 amino acids)
Source: RefSeq, a predicted model, not a curated record
AUGAACAAAAUUAUUCUCCAGUUCCUUGUACUGGGAAUCUGCAUCGCCAUCGGCCAAGCUCUGCAAUGCUACAAAUGCAAAAUUGGCGCGUGGGGCAUGUGCAUAACCACUAAAACCCAUUGUGCAGCCGGAGAGCAAUGCUUCAGUGGUGCUGGGACGGCAGUCGCCGGCGUCAUGGAUAUAAUUCAGAAGGGCUGUCUAGCGAAGGUUGAGUGCAACAAGAUCACGGACAAGGGCGCUUUGAACAUCGCCAACGCCACUCUCUACACCAUAACCAAGACGUGCUGCGACACUGACCUCUGCAAUGGAGCGCCCGGUCUGCCCGGGACCUCCGGGCUCAGCCUGGCCCUCGCCACCGUCACGGCUCUGCUCAUGGCCCAAAUCCUGGUUUGACAGAAGACACAGUGGAUACUGGAUCACACCAACCACACACACGCAUGAACACACACAUUUCAUAUUGUACACACAUAAUAACUACCAGGGUUAAAUUGAAUGCCCACCUCAGACAUGAGCUCUGUUGUUUGUAACGUCAGAGAUUGUUUUUCUUCUCUUCACACACUCUGUCUUUAUUGAUCUCCGGGUCCUUUUUCAUUACACAUAAAUGC